Molecule: messenger RNA, 3881 nt
Organism: Centruroides sculpturatus (bark scorpion)
Lineage: Eukaryota; Metazoa; Arthropoda; Arachnida; Scorpiones; Buthidae
Product: patched domain-containing protein 3-like
Exons: 4
Coding region: 14-2815 (933 amino acids)
Cellular component (GO): membrane
Source: RefSeq, a predicted model, not a curated record
CAUCGACGAUUGCAUGUCGCACUCCGUUCGCGAUGUGAUAUUUUAUACGUUCUUUACCAAUAUCUGUUUCGUAAUUUUGGAAUAUUUCAGUUACAUCAAUUGUCAAUCGCUUUUAGCAUAUCAAAUUACGUUUAUAAGCUGGAAAUAUCGAGCAGUAAUUGUACAGGACUUCGCAGUAAUUAUGGCCUGUAACCCUUUAUAUAAAGUUCUUUCCAACCGGUUUCGUCAACUGGGCUGUCGGAUAGCGAAGUAUCCUAAAUGGUUCAUUGUGCUCCCGAUAUUUUCCUCGUUGUUUCUAGCAACGGGACUUCAGAAGAAGUACGAUCUUAACGACAUAGAAACUCUGACGACUCCAAAAACUAGCAAAGCCCCUUAUUAUAGGGAAAGGAUAGAAUCACUUUUUCGCAUGAAUCUUUCUUCUAAUUUCGAUGCCGGAAGAAUUACGACGACUGGAAGAUUCGGAACAGUCAUAAUUUCGUCUAAAUACGGCGAUAACGUUCUUCGUCAAUACGUAUUUAAUGACAUACUAAAACUAAAUCAUUUCAUACAAAAUAUUUCCAUUCUUCUAGACGGAGACGUUCUAAAGUAUAAAGAUUUGUGUGCCAGAAACGAAGAGCAAUGCUUCAGAAACAGCAUUUUGGAUCUAAACUCCACAAUAGGGAGAUUAGAAAAAAGAAAAUAUUUCCUUAAAUAUCCUCUUAUGUGGAUAAGUAAAACCGAAAUAUUGUUUCUUCCACCCUAUUUAGGAGGCGUUACUCUGGAUGAAAACGGUUACGUAAGUUCCGCCAGAGCCUUGAGACUAACUUACUUCUUAGAUAACAGCAAUAAACGAAAAGAAACGGCUGCGCUUCUAUGGGAAAGUACGUUUCUCAAUGUGUUAAAUUCGUUAGAAUUAGAAAAUAUCAACUUCGAGAUUUUUGUAUCGACGUCUUUGGAAAAAGAAGUGAGUCGAGCACCUGUCGUUACUCUGCCGUACAUAAUUAUUGCGGGUAUUUUGGUGAUAUCUUUUACUGUAACGACUUGCCUCAUGCCUAACUGUAUACAAGGAAAACCUUGGAUCGCUAUAGGAACGGCAUUAUCGUCGGCAAUGGCUACUAUUUCCGGAUUUGGUUUGAUGGCGUAUUGUGGUUUUCCUCACGUUUUCUUUAACGUAACAGUGCCUUUCCUUAUUUUGGGUAUAGGCAUGGACGAUACAUUCGUACUUCUUUCUGCUUGGAGAAGAAGUGAUCGCAAGCAAAACGUUGAGAAAAGAUUAGGCGAAACGUACUCUGUUUCUGCAGUUUCCAUAACUCUGACGUCACUUACCAACAUAGUUUGCUUCUUCAUUGGAGCCGUAGCUACUACAUUUUUGGGGUGUAACAUCUAUUGUAGCUAUAUUUGCUGCUGUUUGGUGUUCGAUUAUAUCUAUCAAAUCACCUUCAUAGGAGGAUUAUUUGCCAUCUGCGGAUACGCCGAAGAAAAAAAUUUACACUCGAUCACAUUUAUGCCUAUUAAAGAUAAACAUCUGAACAAAGCCAAAGGAUGCUUUCAAAAGACAUUGAAAAUGACGGGGCAUUACUCUGAGGGUUCGCAGCCAAAAUUUUUACUAAGUGUAUGGAAUAGUACGACAAACGCUCUUCGCCAUUUCUCCGUUAAACUUGCAGUUAUUUUACUCCUGAUAGUCUAUCUUACGUUGGGCACGUUCGGCGCCAUGAAACUGAAAAACGAAUUAAAAUUCAUCGAUCUGACGUUUUAUCAGUCGAAUUUAUGGCGAUCGGUCAGCGCCCUGCAAAAUAACUUUAACCAGUAUCAAGAGAGGAUACAAUUAGUGGUCACCCAGCCGCUGGACUACGCCAAUCAGAAAGUGCAAGAGGAAUUAGAAAUAAUGACCAGAACCUUCGAAUCGCAUCCUGUAAUAGCCGAUUCGUCGCUCACUCAAUCCUGGCUGAGGACUUACCUAAAGUACUUGAAGAGUCGCGAAGUAAAGUCUCUCACCAGCGAAUACAAUUUUAACAGAACGGAAGAUUUUAUUAUUAUUUUAAGAAAAUUUUUCCUGAACUUUCCACCCACGGACACUUUCAAAAAAGACAUCAUAUUCAACGAAGACUACAGUCAGAUUGUUGCCAGUCGAAUCUGGUUGCAGACGAACAGUACCGAAACGGAGUCCGAAUUUUACAAAUUUUUUCAAUUCCGUCCGGAUUUUUCCUCCUUGGGGCUGAUCGUUUACAAUCCUCUCCUGUAUUCGGCAGACAGCACGGAAAUGACCAUUUAUUCCACCUUUCAGAUAUUUGGAAUAACGGCCAUCGCUUCCGUAAUCAUCACUUUCGCCCUUCUACCCAGCGCCGUCAUCUCGUUGUGCGUGUCCUGCUGCAUCUUGUCCGUGGCUGUGGGAGUCAUCGGAUUCAUGACCUGGUGGGGAGUCAGCAUUAAUAUCAUAUCCAUGAUAACUCUAAUCGCGGUUUCCGGAUUUUCGGUGGAUUACAUCGCGCACGUGGCCUACGCUUACGUUUCUGCCGAAGUCUCGCAUCCGGUGGACAAGAUGCUGAAUGCAGUGAAGCACGUGGGUCUUCCGAUUUUGCAAGGAUCCUUUAGCACCGUUCUUUGUGUCAUCCCUUUUGUGCUACCUCCGGCUAAUUUCACUCUAGUUAUAAUGAAGAUAAUAGUGCUGCUCUGCGUGUUUUCUACUCUCCACGCCAUGCUCUUUCUGCCCGUCAUGUUGUGUUUGGUACAGUCGUUUCUUCUUUCGCUGAAAAAAGUUUUAGUAAGAAGAACGGAUAGCAUUCAAUUGAACAGUUUAAAAAAUCAAUCACGAAUCAGUUAUAUUUACAAUUAUUAAACAUAGAACUCAGUUUCUGAUUUGAUUCCUAUAAUCGAAUCUUUUAAUACUACGGACGGUGACGUAACUAGCCAAAUCCAACGUCCGGAAUAAAGACUGAUCAAUCAGCGUCCUCAUUAAAUGAACAUAUUUAUUUAAAUAACCGGUUUCACUUCUUUCCUCUUAAAAUAAGUCACUUUCACUUUCCAGUUCCGGCGACAGCGACGAAUCGGAUGAUGACGGAGGACGGCGCGUGGUUUAGAUCUUGAACCAACUCCUACUGGAUCCGAGGACACCCAUUACUCCCAAACAAUUGGAUCCUGGGUAUUCUGUGCUUGUCACAUGACAGCGUUACACGGUCCUUUACUACUCCGAAAUUAUACUUCGUUUCACCUAAGAAUGUUCCGCCACGAACUUUCUGCGAUUUGUUGGCUCGCAAUUACACGCCAAACACUGGCAAUGUCUGCACGAAUUCACUUCCAUUUCUACCGCGAUGCGGUAAGCGUAAACGAUAGGUAAGCAUUAUUAAGUACAGUAUUGUAUUUCUCAAAAGCUUAACGAAACGAUAAGAAUUAUGGACAUUACCUUAUCGAGAAAGCAUUCGGCAGCAACGGCUAUCCCGUUGGCGCGUAAGUGAGAAUUCCGGCUUUCUCGUGACAAAUUACUAAAUCUUACCAUUUAAUCUAAGAAACUGCACGUCUUAUUAACAGUAUAAUAAACCAAUAAAUAUCUUAUAAACACUAUAAUCGGCAGAACUCCUUUCUUUCGAGUGCGAGGUGGACUGGUGUAGUAGUCAAAGAGAAGCUUUUAGAGUGACGUCGCGUGUUUUUGAGCGGUGCAUUCUUUGUAUAGAUACUAAACUAUAAUGAAAUGUUAUUCUAAGCAUUCUAAAUCCAAUUAUGAAUCUUGAACAAAUACUGAAAUAAAAAUAAAUAUAGUAACGAAAUUGAAAGGUGAGCGCAACAGUGGCCUAGCUUUCUUUCGUGUCGAAAUCGAGUUCAGAGUUCAUGAAUAUAUUUAAUACAUGAAUAUUAAUACAGACAUAUAAAAAUAUAUAUGUUACCGCUAAAGCUCGAAAUCCGUUAAU